Molecule: messenger RNA, 581 nt
Organism: Ailuropoda melanoleuca (giant panda)
Lineage: Eukaryota; Metazoa; Chordata; Mammalia; Carnivora; Ursidae
Product: glutamine-dependent NAD(+) synthetase-like
Exons: 4
Coding region: 48-398 (116 amino acids)
Biological process (GO): NAD+ biosynthetic process
Cellular component (GO): cytoplasm
Molecular function (GO): NAD+ synthase (glutamine-hydrolyzing) activity; glutaminase activity
Source: RefSeq, a predicted model, not a curated record
UGGAGCCCUUGACCGACGGGAAGGUGUCCCAGACGGACGAGGAGGACAUGGGCAUGACGUACGCGGAGCUGUCCGUCUACGGCAGGCUGCGGAAGAUCGCCAAGGCCGGGCCGUACAGCAUGUUCUGUAGCCUCGUCACCAUGUGGAAAGACGUGUGUUCCCCACGGCAGGUGGCGGACAGAGUGAGGCACUUCUUCUCCAAGUACUCCAUGAACAGACACAAAAUGACCACGCUGACCCCCGCCUACCAUGCGGAGAGCUACAGCCCCGAUGACAACAGGUUUGACCUGCGGCCGUUUCUCUACCACACCAGCUGGCCCUGGCAGUUCCGGUGCAUAGAGGAUGCGGUUCUCCGGCUCGAGAGCAGAGGUCGUCAGGACCUGGAUGGAGUGGACUGACGCCAGCUCCGGCUCCGAGAAGGUCCCGUGCGUUACAUCGGCUUCACCAGUGACCGUGAGCGGGGCCUCGGCCAGCCCUGCCUGGAGCCGCAUGCCAGUACCUUUCUUUACAUCUCACGGGAGAGGGAUCUGUUCCUCCUAGCUCCUUGAAAAAAGGCUUAAAUAAAGAGAAUGUGGUCGGGA